ACGUUUUCCAUUUUCAUUUUCACUCACAUUUACAUUCACAUUUUCCCUAGCGAUUUUAUAACUUUCAUGUAUACACUCUUGCUGUUUUUUUUCGUAGGGUAAUUUGAAAUAAAGUAAUGGGCGAUCACGUAGGUGCGGAUAAGGAUGAGGAUGCCGACGUUUUACCACGGUUUAAAGGCUUGCCAAAUAUAACCGAAGGUGUGGAGGAUAUCUAUGCUCAUUUGCAGCAGCGACAUGUUUAUCUAUAUCCAGAAAAUGGCACCCACAACCAUUGGGUGCAACCACAAAUUAUUGUUCUCUUCGCAACCGGAAAUUUAAAUCAAGUCGUUGAGGCGGUAAUCAAAGAUCUGAGGCAUCCAAUUGGCACCGGACUGGUGGCCAGCAUACUCGUGCAGGAGCCGCUGCGUAAGGCAUUAAUUCGAAAAAUAUCUGGACGCAUGGAAGUAAUGGAUGAGCGUAUAGCAAAGCAUCCAAAUUUUUUGAAUAGCCUCAAGAUUAUAGAUCGACUCAAUUGUAAAACUAUUUAUAUGGAAGAAUUUGAUCCAUCGGACAAGCUGAAGCUGUAUGGCAGAAAGCAGGCCAAUUCGCCAAUUGUAGCGUUAGAUUUUCCUCAAGUCUAUUUUGGCGAUAAGCCCACGGCCAUUAUAACGCUGAAUACCUUUCGGUCUCUCAACGAAGCGAUCAAACUUUGUCACCGAGAGGGUCUUGAUUUCGAUACGGUUUCGAUUUGGACCAACAAGCUAUCGGAGGGCUAUGAUAUGGUGUCUUCACUAUCAAAGUACCCCAAUUUCAGAUUCAAUUGUAUUAAUAUACCUUUCGAGGUCAAUACUAUGGUAACGGUCAAAAAAAGUUUCCAUUACGAAGUUCUGUCAACUGGUGGAGACCUAACGACUAUAGUGUUUCCUAUACAUAAUCAGUCCUCAUAGCCUAUAUAUUUCCUU
Drosophila hydei is the source of this 941-nucleotide messenger RNA. RefSeq lists its product as uncharacterized. The transcript has a single exon. NCBI's taxonomy places the organism in Eukaryota, Metazoa, Arthropoda, Insecta, Diptera, Drosophilidae. The record is from RefSeq and is a predicted model, not a curated record. Bases 117 to 926 code for a protein of 269 amino acids.